Molecule: messenger RNA, 3665 nt
Organism: Zootoca vivipara (common lizard)
Lineage: Eukaryota; Metazoa; Chordata; Lepidosauria; Squamata; Lacertidae
Gene: RASGEF1B
Product: RasGEF domain family member 1B
Biological process (GO): Ras protein signal transduction
Cellular component (GO): plasma membrane
Molecular function (GO): guanyl-nucleotide exchange factor activity
Source: RefSeq, a predicted model, not a curated record
GAUCAGUUUUGCAGCUGCAGAAAGACGCGCCGGGUGUAAUUUUUUUUAUCUGCGCUGCUUGAUUGAUAGAUUUAGGUUCGUAUUUAUUUUAGCUCCAUAAUUUAGACAGGAGGGGAUUGUUAGGAGGUCGCGCAGAGCUUCACCGGUGCGCGGGGCUGCUCGGACCUCGGCGAAGGAUCUCGCGCAGAGGUUGGAUCUUGUGGAGGGCUGCGCUCAGGAGAGUCGAGGUGAAGUUUUCCUCUCUGUGCCUCCGAGUUCAUCUCUGCAGUGGAAACCCGCGCUUUGGCGCCCAGAAGAGACUCGGAAAGAUUUGCACAGAGGCGAUAAAAUUGGAGAAAACUUGUAGCCUAUAUCCGGAGAUCCUUUGAGCCAGGAAAACAUGCCGCAGACUCCUCCCUUUGCAGCGAUGUUUGACAGCAACGGUUACAACCGAAACCUUUAUCAGGCCAAAGAGGACAGCUGCGGAGGACUCUAUUACCAGGAAAACAACUUGUUGUCAGGAUCCUUGGAAGCCCUCAUCCAGCACUUAGUGCCCACUGUUGAUUACUACCCUGAUAGAACAUACAUCUUUACCUUCCUGCUCAGCUCGCGGCUCUUCGUCCACCCUUACGAGUUAAUGGCAAAAGUUUGCCAUUUGUGCAUUGAGCAGCAGAGACUGGAUGAGCCCACAGCCGAUAAAAACCGGUUACGGAAAAUUGCCCCCAAAAUUCUGCAGUUGUUAACGGAGUGGACAGAGACGUUUCCUUACGAUUUUCGAGAUGAGCGGAUGAUGAGGAAUUUGAAGGAACUGGCCCAUCAAAUUGCCAGCGGGGAUGAGAUGUACCGGAAAAAUGUGCAGCAAAUCAUUCAGAAUCUCAUUCGUAAGCUGGCCUCCCUAAGCCAGUACGAGGAGGUGCUUGCAAAAAUCAAUGCGAGCUCGACGGACCGGCUGACAGUCCUGAAGACCAAACCCCAGGCCAUUCAGAGGGAUAUCAUCACCGUUUGCAGCGACCCCUACAUGCUAGCCCAGCAGCUGACUCACAUAGAGCUAGAGAGGCUCAACUACAUUGGACCACAGGAGUUUGUCCAGGCAUUUGUGCAAAAGGACCCGCUGGAUAACGACAAGAACUGCUAUGGUGACCGGAAAAAGGCGCGGAACCUGGAAGCCUACGUAGAAUGGUUCAACAGGCUCAGCUACUUAGUUGCCACAGAAAUAUGCAUGCCUGUGAAGAAAAAGCACCGAGCGAGGAUGAUAGAGUACUUCAUUGACGUGGCCCGGGAGUGCUUUAACAUUGGCAACUUCAACUCAUUAAUGGCCAUUAUUUCUGGAAUGAACAUGAGCCCUGUUUCCAGGCUAAAGAAAACCUGGUCAAAAGUCAAGACGGCCAAAUUCGACAUUCUCGAGCAUCAAAUGGACCCUUCCAGCAAUUUUUACAAUUACCGCACAGCUUUGCGUGGAGCAGCUCAGAGGUCUUUGACAGCACACAGCAACAGAGAAAAGAUUGUCAUCCCUUUCUUCAGCCUGCUUAUCAAGGACAUUUACUUCCUCAACGAGGGCUGCGCCAACCGCCUGCCCAACGGCCACGUCAAUUUCGAAAAAUUUUGGGAACUGGCGAAACAAGUGAGUGAGUUUAUGACAUGGAAACAAGUUGAGUGCCCUUUUGAAAGAGACCGGAAAAUCCUUCCAUACCUGCUCACCGUCCCAGUCUUCAGCGAGGAUGCACUUUACUUGGCUUCCUACGAGAGCGAAGGCCCCGAGAACCACAUUGAAAAAGACAGAUGGAAGACUCUCAGGUCAACGCUUCUUGGAAGGGUUUAAUCCAUGACUGACUUCCUCCUCCUGCUGCUGCUGUUGCUGCUGCUGCUGUGCUGACGUGGAUUAUUUUUUAUUGGAGGCCAUUAUUGAUGUCACUUAUUUAUUUCCCCCCUCCUCCCCCUCUCCCUCCCUCUUUAAAUCAAGUGACAUUUUAAAUUAUGAGAGCUGUGCAGCUAGUUAAGACAUGUCAGGACUCUAUUAAACUUAAGGAACGACCGCAAGUUAACUCGAGAACAAGCAGACCGGCUUCUCAAACCUGAUGGAUCAUCAGAUUCAAGUGACUGGUUUGUUUUGGGUGAUUGAUCAAAAGACAGCGAUGAGGGGAACUGUUUGAAGAUCUGACUCUUCUUUGAAUCAUUUCAAAACACCUGGACGGGAUUCCAUCACCACCUUUAAACAAAAAACAAAAACUUUCGCCUCGCUGCUCCUUUGUAUUAACAACUUGCUGCUACUUGUGGGCUGGAGUCUCGAACUAACUUUCAUUCCAACUUCUGGCAUCCCGUUUUUCGACUGCGUCAUGUUUUGAGCGGUGAAUGGAAAGGAAAACUGUCUCGGCUGAUAUUUUGCUCAGCGAAUCUAAGAACUUUGGUUUCCUCCUUGGGGAGGAGAAGAAACACUCGUGGCAAAGUGACACGGGCUGCUUACGAUUUGUGUUUAUUUAUCGUGGGGAAGGGAUUAAUUGUUAUUCCUUUGGGGUGGUUGGGGUUUUCGUUUGUUUUGUUUCUUCCUUGAGUUUGCUGCGGGCUGGCAAACUCUUGUUGUGGUAUUAUUUAAAAACGAGAAGUGCUGUGAUAGAAAAAGCAGAGACACUAGAAGGAAACAUAGCAAAUGUAGCUAGACUCUGUAGAAAAGAAACCCUCUCCCCAAUUUAUAGUUACACUGUCUUUUUAUUUGUUUCUGAAGGGCACAUUUACACAGUAAACACAAUCUGGUAUGAAUCUGAUUUAACUUUCUGGCUUUUUCCAGAAAACCUCGGGAAUCUGAAAGUAUUCCUUCAGUAGCACCUUAAAGACCAACUAAGUUUUUAUUUUGGAAUGAGCUUUCGUGUGCAUGCACACUUCAUCAGAUACACGAAAGCUCAUACCAAAAUAAAAACUGAGUUGGUCUUUAAGGUGCUACUGAAUGAUUUUUUUUAUUUUAUCUGAAAGUAGUCAGGGUAGAGACCUCUAACUCAGGAUUGGAGGAAUGACUCUAGAUGUUAAUGAACUACAACUCCUGCUCUACCUUGUUCAUAAAACUAUUUCCUCCCAGAGUUUCUUGGGGAGCCAAAACAUUUAAACCAAUUUGAAACGGUCUUCAAAUUUCUAAUGCAGACAUCGCCAAAUGGUCUGCAUCUCCUUCCCACCCCAGGUUGUUGGUUGAACAAUUUGACUUAUUAUUUCCUCUUCAAAAAUUGCAGCUCACACCGUGGGUAGAUCAAUGCCUUUAUUGAGGGUUUUUUCAGAAAAAUGGACGUAAUGGUUGAAGUAAUGUGUGAUCCAGUAAAGCUAGCUGGAAUUGUGUGAUGUCUUAAAGACAAGGGAAGGAUAAUCUUCUGCUAAAGUACAAGUGUGGGUUGAAAACAACCAACUGUCUUUUGCUUCAUGAGUUUAUGAGCAAUGUUUUGACUGUGAAAGAGGGCCUCUUGUUAUACAUUCUGUAGUAACCGGAAUGCUUAGCCACUGUGUUUUGCCCUCUAGGAAAUUCUGCCAAAUGAAGCAUAACCCUCCAUUAUUAGGCAGCCUAAUGUUCAAGGUGGGGACCUUUCAUUUGCCAGAAUCAUAUUCUAAGCACAGGGAUUUGUAUGUAAUCGGUGCCGCCGUUCAAAAUGGAAAAUAAAUAUAUCUAUAUCUACACUUGUAUUGCCCUGCAUACUUGUAGAUUUGGAAAA